UUUCUCUCAGGGUUCCUUGCAAAUCUGUUUUGCAAACAAACAAACCCCCAUUUAAAACUCUCUCUCUCCCUCUUUCUCUCUCUAUUCUCUCUCAUGAUCAACCAUGUAUAUACUUCGUCACAAGGUAUGCAGAAAAUACUAAUUUUUUCAGUCAAUCCCUGCAAAAAAACCCCUUUGAUUUCUUGCAUCUUCGUAUUCUGUCGGACUUUUGGUUUAGGGCUUCUGAUCGCCAUUCGAGAAUGCAGGUUUUGAGUAUGCCUAGGAUCUGUGUGCUUUAGGCUGAAUAUUACGAAAGGAUCCUUUGUUCACACAUCCCAUUUGCUGAUUUACUCUAAAUCUUGACCUAUGAGUUCACGGUUUCCAUCUCAUCAACUGAACAAUGGUUUGUACGUAUCUGGUCGGCCAGAGCAGCCGAAAGAAAGGGCUCCAACUAUGUCCUCCACUGCAGUGCCGUACACUGGCGGUGACAUUAAAAAAUCGGGCGAAUUAGGAAAAAUGUUUGAUGUGGAUCAUGCUAGCUCCAGACCAAGAAAAUCUGGACCUAUAGCUAACGCGCCUCUAAGAACAGGGUCUUUUGGUGGUGCGAGUUCUCAUACGAAUCAAGCAUCAUCAAAUUCCGCCAAUAGAAUGGGCUCUUCUGGUGGGGGUGUUCCUGGUUCAACUUCAAUGAAGAAAACUAGUUCUGGUCCUUUGAAUAAACAUGGUGAACCCAUAAGGAAGUCCUCUGGGCCUCAAGGUGGAGGGAUGCCUACUUCUCGACACAACUCUGGACCUCUCCCUCCGGUUCUCCCAACCACAGGUCUCAUCACAUCUGGACCCCUUAAUUCAUCUGGUGCACCUCGGAAGGCAUCAGGUCCAGCCGACUCUGCAGGGUCUGCCAAAUCACGAAGCGCGAUGGCUAAGAACCAGGCAAUUACUCGUCUUAGCCAGGAGGAUGGACGCUCUUUCUCCAGUUCGGCCUCUGCUUGGAGUGCAUGUUGGGGAGCAAAAUCUGCGAUUAGUUUUAUCGAUGGGUAUCCAGAUGCCGAGCUUAGAACGGCAAAGAAUGGACAGUUCGUCAAGGUGUCUGGGGUGGUUACUUGUGGAAACGUUCCUCUGGAGUCAUCAUUCCAAAGGGUCCCCAGAUGCGUUUAUACAUCCACAAGUUUAUAUGAAUAUCGAGGAUGGGGUUCAAAACCUGCCAACCCUACACAUCGUCGCUUUACCUGGGGUCUGCGAUCCAUGGAGAGGCAUGUGGUGGAUUUCUAUAUAUCUGACUUCCAAUCUGGGUUGAGGGCAUUAGUCAAGACUGGUUAUGGUGCCCGGGUGACUCCAUAUGUUGAUGAAUCUGUUGUUAUAGAAGUUGAUCAGUCGAACAAAGAUUCGUCUCCACAAUUCAUAAGAUGGUUGGAUGACAGAAAUAUCCCAAGCGAAGAUCGCGUGAUGCGCCUCAAAGAAGGGUACAUUAAAGAAGGCAGCACGGUGAGCGUGAUGGGAGUCGUCCAGAGAAACGAAAAUGUGCUGAUGAUUGUUCCGCCAUCUGGGCUGGUCCCAACUGGAUGUCAGUGGGGCAGAUGUCUCCUUCCGGUGAACAUGGAGGGCAUCGUUUUGAGAUGUGAAGACUCAUCGAAGCUCGAUGUCAUACCUGUUUAGUAAAAUCUGGAGAUAUCUCAACUAUUUUAAAACAGUUGUAUAGUCUGUUUGCUCUUGUUUUCAUUACAGCAACUAGUUAUGGCGGUAUUUGGAUCUCAAUGCUGUUGUGUGAUAAUCGAGUUAAAAAGGGUAACUUUUGAGACUUCAAUUUUUUUUACUAUUUUACUGAAUGUUUAGAGAAUUUGAGUAUUGUUGUUUAUACUUUGGAAAACAGAGAAGGUAUAAUUAUACUAUUUCUUG
Messenger RNA from Cynara cardunculus var. scolymus (artichoke), 1872 nucleotides. RefSeq lists its product as uncharacterized. The coding region runs from base 346 to 1632 and encodes 428 amino acids. NCBI's taxonomy places the organism in Eukaryota, Viridiplantae, Streptophyta, Magnoliopsida, Asterales, Asteraceae. The transcript has 6 exons. The record is from RefSeq and is a predicted model, not a curated record.